UUGGAGGAGGAACACUGCCUCUCGUGCCAGCCAGUGUUGCCAGCGAGUGAGUGCUGCUGCUGCACCCUAAUCCUAAUUUCUGCAUCGAUCAUCAAGUCAUGUUUCACCAUCGGCGCGGAUGCCACCGUUGUUGGUGCUCGUCUUAGAAUCGAAGCUUUUAGUCCUGAUCUCCCCGGCCGCCCCGGCAGUGGAUUUUGAAAUAGUUCUCCGCGCUAGCGCUGUGGAAAGAAAGAGUUCGACGGGCACGGACGGACAUUCCCGGCGGGCACACAAAUCGCCAACCCUUUUGUAGUGGCAAUUUAGUGGAAAUCCAAGUGAAUCGAACCGUGUCCAAGUUCUGAGACCAUCACCCGCUAUUACGGUGUCAACGGAUAGGACUUCUGCUGUCAUCGGUGCUCAGCGGUGGUCCCAACGUCCAAACGACCCUUGGACAUUCAAUCGCGGAUCAGUAUCGAACCUGAAGUUGCAACUCCCAGAAGCAGCCACCCCAGCAGCGAGCAGAACCAUCCAAGAUGUACGUGUUAGGAAUAUUUGUGGCCGGAAUGCUACUCACAAUGGAAGCACUUAGUGAACACUUGGUGGAAUUUGUGUCCAACUACCAAACAAAUUCACAGAUCAACUACUCGUUCCGCUACUACAUCGACCAUCCCGAGUCGGGCGUUUCGCUCGAUCACUGGGAAAAUCGUCGCGGCGAUUACGUACACGGUGGCUACGGCGUUCUGGAACCGGGAGGAUACGUCCGCACGGUGCACUACGAGGUCGAGGGGGACAACGGUUUCCGGACGAUCAUCAAAACCACCGCCCCAGGUAGCACAUCCCAGUACAACAUCCACAGUGGCAAAAAGUCCCAACCCCCGCAGCCCUACUGGCACGCCCAGCCGGUGGCCUUCGUCCAGAACGGCCACAAGUCCUAGCCCGCCAUAACACCGCCGUCAUCGUCAUCCUCACACUGUUACAUUCGUUACCUUAGAAAACCGAUAUUAGAAGAAAUAAAAAAAGCUAGUUGAAGCGAGAAGAAAGUCCCACUGGCCCCGUUACGAAUCUAUGCCGGCCGGUUGUCCACUCCAAGUGAACCGGUUCCAGAGCACCACACCCUUUCCUCUUCAUCCGCCGCGCAAAAAACGUGAGUUACGCAAUGCAUGCCGUCGUGAGCAGCUGCUUGCACUUUCUUCCAGACAUGCAGCACGAGACGACCUCCUCUAAUUACAUACCUGUCUUAUCUAAGGUAGUUGAGUCGGAUGUUGGACUGAUGUUAUGAUAGCGCUAAAUCCUAAUUUCUUUCUUUUUUGAUAACUUGUACUAUUUCGUAUAUUUCUUUUUUUGGAUCUAAAAUUGAUAGCUUAUGUAGUUUAUGAAAGUCCAAAAUUCGCAAAAUUACUCAAAAUAGUGAUUCCAACAAUUGACCAAGCUACCCUACUCCACUUCAGCAAUCCUGAGGCCCCCGAUGGUGGCGUCUCUUUUC
Messenger RNA from Culex pipiens pallens (northern house mosquito), 1462 nucleotides. It is a transcript of the gene Cpr62Ba, whose product is annotated as cuticle protein 7. The transcript has 5 exons. Bases 513 to 914 code for a protein of 133 amino acids. Gene Ontology annotation, cellular component: extracellular matrix. Lineage: Eukaryota; Metazoa; Arthropoda; Insecta; Diptera; Culicidae. The record is from RefSeq and is a predicted model, not a curated record.